This is a messenger RNA of Labrus bergylta (ballan wrasse), 9610 nucleotides long. It is a transcript of the gene pik3r2, whose product is annotated as phosphoinositide-3-kinase, regulatory subunit 2 (beta). Gene Ontology annotation, cellular component: phosphatidylinositol 3-kinase complex. NCBI's taxonomy places the organism in Eukaryota, Metazoa, Chordata, Actinopteri, Labriformes, Labridae. The record is from RefSeq and is a predicted model, not a curated record. Gene Ontology annotation, biological process: insulin receptor signaling pathway; phosphatidylinositol phosphate biosynthetic process. Gene Ontology annotation, molecular function: protein binding; 1-phosphatidylinositol-3-kinase regulator activity.
CCUGCGCCGUGCUGAGCUGGAAAAUGGCUGUGUAGGGGAGCAGGGAGUCAUGAACGGGAAAAGAAAGAAAGAGCGAGAGAAAGAAGGCGAAGCAAUUAACGAGCAAAGGGUUUGCUUGAAGUUUAAUGCACUUGGCGAAGCUUGCGUCCUCAGAAAAGACACCACGCGGACUUUGUCGUCCACUUUGAAGUGUUAAAGCGCCGCAGACAAAAAGUGAGGAGAGUCAAGAAAUAUCCGCGGGGGGCUUUAUGUCAUGCAGGUCGGUCAUGAUCUCUGUCUGGAUGAUGUGGUAGUCUGAGAGAACCGGAGAGGAUUAAGGACCAUCCUACUCUGCCCCACGUCGUCCAAUCAGACCGCUUCUUUUAACCGCGGGGAGCCGACGACGCAGGGCCCGUGGCUGGCGAAAAAUUAUUUACCAGGCUGCUCCACUAGCACCCAGCCAGAAGGUUUCCACUGCUUGAAGGAGCAUGUUGCCAACACUCUCCCUCUGCUCAAUCAUCUGGCUCAACCGGGGUAUCAAGCUGCGGAAAGUGCACCAGUCCAUCAACACUGGUCAGGUCUGAAACCGCUGCAGACACAGACAUAACCCGAAGAAGAACGCUACUUUAUCAACUUUUUAAUAUGCUUCUAAGCUUCGGGUGACUCUCUGUCCUCCCCACACCUUCCCCCUGUCCACCACAAGAGUUUAGUGACUCUACAGCCUCUUUGGUUUUUGCGGAGGAUUUCUGUUUAGCUAAACCCUGUUGUCGCAGUGGGACACAGGCUGCACUACUUAAUCCUCUAUUCAGUGGCCAUUUUGAUUCUUGCCUUCCUGACAAAAUGGCGGUCGAUGGUUUUCAGUACCUUGCCCUCUAUGCAUUUAUGAAGGACCAGGAGGAGGACUUGGAUCUGCAGCCUGGGGACCUUCUUACAGUCAGCAAGGCAUCUCUGUUGUCCAUUGAGAACUAUGUGGAGGGCUGUGAGGAGCAGCCCGAAGGCCUCGGCUGGCUCCUCGGGUACAAUGAGCGCACCAAACAGAGAGGAGACUUUCCAGGGACGUACGUUAAGUAUGUGGGCUCCGUCAAGAUGGUUCUCCCAUCGAGUCAACCCAGGUCCCAGAGACCCCUUCCCGCUGCCCCAAGACCAGAGGAGUUUCAAGCUGUUUCUGUGCCGGACCUGAGCGAGCAGUUCACACCGCCAGAGACGGCUCCCCCAGCCCUCGUCAGCUUGAUUCAAGCCAUAGAGAAAAGAGGUCUGGACUGUGUAACUUUGUACAGGUCAACUUCAGGAUCCUCAGGUGCAGACAGCCCAGUGUACAGCCUGAGCACAGAGUGUGAAAUGGGUCAGAAAGAUGUGGCUGACCUGUGCGAGUGUGUCCUUCGCUACUUGAGAGACCUUCCGUCACCUGUCAUCCCAGACUGUAUCUAUCCCAACCUUCAAACUGCUAUCACACUGCAGCAGCAGCAGCUCCAACAGCAGUCAGCAGAUGGUGCAGUCGCUGGGAGCCAUGACAGGGAGGUCAGCUUCGUCCUCGAGAGCGCCACCACCGUCCCUCUCCAUCACCGUCUCACCCUGCAGUACCUCCUAACACACCUGUCCAAGGUCACUCAGGCACAGGCCAGUAAUGGACUGGAUACAUACACGCUAGGGAAGGUCUUUGGGCCGCUGCUGAUGCGGACAGGCCCGUCUACUCCUUGGUUGUCAUUGGAUGAUGAGUUACCUGCUCUUGUGGUGGAGAGGCUGCUGAUAGAGAGAACUGCAGAGCAAGACCUAACUCCUCCAGUUCUUCCAGCAAAGCCAGUCAAGUCAAAAUUGGCUUCAUCAGCCAUGACGGACACUAGCAGCAUGCUGACAGAUGCUGAGUGGUACUGGGGAGAAAUCUCCAGAGAGGAGGUGAAUGAAAAGCUGCGAGACACUCCUGAUGGCACCUUUCUGGUCCGGGAUGCUUCCAGUAAACUGGAGGGGGAGUACACACUCACUCUCAGGAAAGGAGGGAACAACAAGCUAAUAAAGAUAUACCACAGAGACGGGAGGUACGGCUUCUCAGAGCCUCUUACCUUUCUGUCUGUUGUGGAGCUCAUCAAUCACUACCGCCACGAGUCCCUGGCUCAAUACAACGCCAAACUGGACACCAAGCUGCUGUACCCGGUCACCAAAUACCAGCAGUUGGUGAAGGAGAACAGCAUAGAGGAGGUGGGGGAGCAACUGAAGGUCUAUCACGAGCAGUACCAGGACAAGAGUCGGGAGUAUGACUCACUGUACGAGGAAUACACACGUACCUCACAGGAGCUGCAGAUGAAGCGCACCGCCAUAGAAGCUUUCAAUGAGACCAUCAAGAUCUUUGAGGAGCAGUUUGAGACUCAGGAGCGCUACAGCAGAGAGUCUUUGGAGCGAUUUCAACGCGAGGGCAACGAGAAAGAGAUCCAAAAGAUUCAGAGCAACUCGGAGCGGUUGAAGUCCCGUGUGAAGGAGAUCCAUGACAGUAAGUGUAAGUUGGAGCAGGACCUGAGAGAGCAGGUGUCUGAUAACCGAGAGAUCGAUAAGAAGAUGAACAGCCUCAAGCCCGAUCUCAUGCAACUCCGCAAAAUCAGAGACCAGUACUUGAUUUGGCUGACACAGAAGGGGACGAGGCAGAAAAAGAUCAAUGAAUGGCUGGGCAUAAAGAAUGACGCUGAUGACUCCUACUCGCUGGAGGAGGACGAGGGUUCGCCCCACCACGAUGAGUGCACCUGGUAUGUGGGUGACAUUAAACGCACCCAGGCAGAGGAGAUGCUGAGAGGAAAAUGUGACGGCACCUUCCUCAUCCGAGAGAGCCAAUCACAGAAGGGCUCCUACGCCUGUUCUGUUGUUGUUGAGGGCGACACCAAGCACUGCGUCAUCUACAAGACCGCCACGGGUUAUGGAUUUGCUGAGCCCUACAACCUUUACUCGUCCCUCAAAGACCUGGUACUCCACUACAAAAAUGUCUCCUUAGUCCAACACAACGACCAGCUGAAUGUAAAUCUAGCCUACCCAGUCCUGGCCCGCUCCCAGAACCAGAACCAGCACCCCAGAUGAAUUUCUCUCCAGCAGUUUGGGAUGCCAACCAGGGCCGGGAAACAAAGUCUACGCUCAUAUGCAUUGGGGACAAAAUGAACCUCUGAACAAUGCUUAUUCUUGUUUAAGUGGCGAUUCAAAGUAGACACAACCACCACAAUUUACAAUUCAUACGUUUUUGUUUUUUUUGGCUGGAGGCUGGUGCAUCUGUCCUGCACAGACCCCAUCCAACAAAGAGCACUCCUUGCUAACAGCAUGGCUUCAAAAUAAGCACACUACUACCAGAAACAAAUGACUGUACAGUUAGCCUGGCUGAUGGAGUGAGUUUUAAUGUAAGAGUGUGUCACGUAAGCCAGCCAUGACUGUACAGUGUGAGAAAUGAAAAACAAGAAUAAACCCCUUGAUACAGAGAGAAACCCCCAGAUUAAAUGUGUUUAAAGAAGACUAUGAACACACAAAAUCCUGUUUGUUUUUUUAAGAUCAUGGCGAAGAGGAGAGAAACCAGAUGGCAGGAUGAGGGGAAAACUUACAGGAGGCACUUUUUAUUUUUGUUUCUUGCCAUGAACAUAUGAUAACUGUCCAUUGACAAAGGCCCAACCUGCAAACUCUCUGUCGACAAAAGCCUGAGCUGUCAUCCAUUGACAGUACCAGAGUGGCUAAACCUGGCUGCUCGCUUUACAUCUGCAGGUGGCAGAGCAAACAUGGACCAGUCGGCUGAUGUCACUGAAGCUGGGGGCAGGAUUUGGGUGGAUGCUUCUAGUGGGUUUUUUUCUUCUUUUUUUUAAAGAUUGAGUUUAAAGCUUGCUUAAGUGCCAUAGUAAUGAUUUUGAAUGACCACAAGCCUGUGUCUCUGGAACAAGGAGUUUGCAUGCCGAGGUUGAAAGAAAGGAGGGAAUGAAUAGCUCUCGACGUAGACAAAGCUUUAAAACAUACACACAUGUUGGUCUAUUGUAUGAAAUUAUCUUUAUUUCCAACUGCUUUGGCAUGUGGCUUUCUCUCAGCGAGCCUCUUCUUGAAUCGACGAGGUACAUGGUUCAGUAAAUACUGUGUGACAGGACAAAUCUGCAUGGUACAGAUUUGGUAUAUUGUGAAUAGAGAAUCAGCUCCUAAUCACUCUACACCAGACAGAGAGGUACAUUGAUAAUGCAGUUCCAUGUCAUUUCUUCUUGAUGAAAUAGAGGAAAGACUCCUGCGUCAAACGUCCCUGUGUUUCAAACUUCCUUCUUUUCUCAUCCUCUUCAAUACUGUAGCACCUGUAGCCAUUGACUUAAGGCAUAACUGUUAAUGCUUCUCUCAUGUGUCUUGUUUUAAAAUGGUAAAGACACUUGCAGAGCAUCAAUCUAUGUCAUUAUUGUAUCUUCGGUACUGUAUUUGCCUUGUCUCUUUUUAGAUUAGACUGUUUUAGCGGUACUUUGUCCUCGCAGAUGUUUAUUGUUUUUUUUUAAUGCAGAUUUUACUCUCGGUACUUCCUGCUACCCGCACUCACGCUCGACUUUUCAUUUCAUCACAAGCUUGACUCACGGAGCUGUAGAACAUAGUUGUACAAACAAAAAAAAGAAAGCAGUAAUAUAACACGUGUACAGUAUAUUUCAGACACACAUGCAGUCAGUGUAUGUAAUUAUACAUUUUCAACUCUGUGAUUUCUUUUGUUUUUAUUUAACAUUUGCUAUGCUCUUAGAUUCAGUUUAAGGAUGCAAAGUAUCCAGCUAAUGUGAGCCAAAUGAAGGAUGUCUUUUCAUGUAGCAAGAAAGAAAAGAAAAAAAAGAACCUGUCCUUUCGCCAUAUAUAGCGUGGCCUCUGUGGUCUGAGAGAUUAUCUAGUACAGUAUGCAUGGAGACCUUCAUUUGGGUUGUUUUUCUGUUUUUGCUAGGCACCAGUGGUUGAUAAUUGUGUUUUUUUUUUGUUGUAGUACAUAUACUGUAUGAUGGUAAUACAGUACUAUCCACAACGCAGUCGCAUGUGAUUUUGUUUUUAGAGUUCCCGAGUCACCUCCUCCCUCUUCUCUGUGCCGUGGCUGUGAAUUUUUCUCUCGUUUCCCUCAUGUACAUUUGGCUUGAGGUAAAGAUUGUACCAUCUUUUUUCUCCUCACUUUCAAAGCACAGUUCAUUUGUUCUGUUCUUGUACGUUUUUUAAAUUUGGAAACAGGCGCCACAUGAUGCGUCUUUUAAAUUAGAAUCACAUAACUGAUUUCUUGAGAAUGAAUGAACAUGAGACUCAGUUUUCUUAUAGUAGACUCCGAUUGCCAAAAAUAAAAAAAUAGUAUUUUUGUAGAAAGGUAUGCAAGAGUUGAAAUAAAUUGUGAACAGGACGUUUUAGAAAAGAAGUGCACUGUUUUUUAAAAGGUUGCACAUUUGAUACUUUGGAUUCAUUUUUGAUGAAGUUUUCAACUUCUCUGGCUCAUUAUGCAAUCAGUCAGUUUAAAAAUCUAAUCUUCUUUUCAAACCUCCCAACAAACUUUUAAAAAUGGACAAACUUCAGGUUGCAACGUUCUCCCGGUCGUACCAUCCCAUUAUCAAACCUAACUCCAUCGGAAGUCUUUAAAUCAAGACCUGGGUUUGGUAUCUGUCAGGAUGAAUCUGUUGUUCUAUACUUUGCACAGUUCUUGGAAAGUAGAAAUCCCAAGGAUUAAAGCAGAAGUGACGGCGCUGCUUCUGAUCAGAGGGCUAUAAAAAAAAAUGUGUAACUGAGAGAGAUUAGAAGUGCCUUCAGUCAUUGUGUCGAGCUUCUCAUCUAUGGAGUGUUGCUCUUUGAGACGGUGCCACCACGACCACAUGCUGUGCCCCAUGCUUCACACAUUUGCCAUUUAUCAAAGACUAUAGGAUAUCUGGCAGCGUUGUUGUUGUGUGUGUUUGUGUUCAUGUGUGUGUUAGAGCAGAUCUUGGCAUGUUGUAGAUAAGAGAGUGACAGAUUUGAGGUGUGCCUCUUUGUUGUUACAUCUAUAGUUGUUACAUAUUCCUUCUUGUUAUGGUGGGGGCUGUACAGUAGCUUGGUGCUCUCUCUCACUUUGCACCAAAGCUACAUUUCUUUGGUGUUUUUUUAAAAAUAAUUAUUUGUCUGAUUUAUAUUUUGAAUAAAACUCAGAUAAGAUAGAAAUGUGAACCGUAACACAUCCGUAGCCCAGCCCAGUUGGUUGAAGCUCAUUUGAUAAGCUCUCAAGAUGAUGAUGCAUGCAGCAUUUCUCAGUGUUUUCUUUUUCUUCUGGUUGGGUCAGUUGCCGCUGCUGACACAUCUAUUAUCCAGUUUGUUGGACCAACACUUCUGUGACUGCACUUUUAUUUCUGUUCCACACACUUAAAGUAGUGUGUCUAACGCCCAACAACCAUAAACUCACAGACAGUGGUCAAGCUCAGUUGUCAAUAGUGUUUUUUUAGUUGAUCUUUCCGUACAUGAGAGGGAUUGACAUAUUUCUUUGAGUAUCUUGUGUACAGUAUAUGCUUCUUUUUUUUUACGGUCAACAACUGUCAUGUAAUUCUGAUGCUUUUGACUGAUUGAAAUGUUUUCAGUGUAGAGUUGCUUUGACUUUAUGGGCUGUAAAAACUGUAUUACUUUUAAAGCGUGUCUAAGGAGAGCUGCUGGCUCAUUAUGCAAUCUGUGUCCACACAGCAAAGACUGUCCAAUUUAACAAGAUUAUAUCUCAAAAGGGUUGAGCUCCCCUCAUCACAGGAAGAUGUUGUUCACUCACAGUUAAUGGUAUCUAAACCAUGUGGGAAGUUAAAAUUCUGAGAUUUCAAUCUUAAGAAUUUUCCUUGGACCUCAUUUUGAUCUGAGGAACAUUGUCCAUUAAAAAGUAUUUUUUUAAACGCUUUUAUCAACAUACAACAAAUUGGUCCCAACUGUGGCUACCGAUCUUUGGGAAAUUGGAUAUUUCAGUUUAAAAGUCGGCCAUUGUUUCUGCUGUACAUUUAGCUUAACAUUACAGUUACAAACAUGAAUAGGAAAAUGUUUCUUUGUAAAUUAACACCAAUGGAGCGAGAUAACUUCAGAUUUUCCCACAUCAGCUGUUCAGACCAGUUCACGGUCCAGUUGGUUCUGCUUUCAUUUAAGUGAUUUUUAUCAGAGCUUUUAGAAAUGAAGACCUUCCUGCACUUACUUCUUAUUUACUUGUUAAGAUGGACACUAUUGCAGUGUAGGCACACACUUCCAUAUGCCAUAUAUACCAUGUUAUUAAUAGAUGUUCAAUCGCUAGAAGCAAUGCAACUUCAGUAGCAAUGAGACCUGGUCAGGCAGUGAGACGGGAUGAAGACUUUAUUGCGCUUUGACUUCGAGUUCAGACUUUAGUCCUGUGUGUGGUAGAUGUUGCUCUGAAUCUCAAAGCUUUCAUCCUGCUCAUCUAUUAGAUAUACAUUUGUGUUGGAGCUUGGUGGAAAACCGUUUUCUAUUUGACUAAUGAUCAUUCAAGAAAUCCAAUAUCUUUCAUCAGCUUUGGUACACUGUAAAUGAUAUUUCUUGAAGCAGCCUCACACACAAAGCACAUCUCUCACCAAGAAAAAAACACGUUUAUUAAGGUUUGAAGAAUGAGAGACACAAUAGAGAAUAAAUAUUUUGAAAUAUAUACUUAGAAUUCUAUAUUUUUGGAUGAUGUCGCUCUUAUUUGGAUUGUGCUUGAAACAAAUCAGAAGGAGGCUUCGAUGUGAACAUGAUCUUUAGACUUGCUCCACGGCUGCUUUGUGUUCGAGCAGUUAUUGAAAACGCAAGCAUUUUUACUAAUCAGCUGCAGUGAGCUUCAUCAAAACUUUGUGGUUACAGUCAAUCGACAUACGUGUAAUCUAUCCGCAUGAUUAUCAGGUGCAUUCAGAGGAUGAAGCAAGCUUAUGUACAUGUGUUAAUAUUUACAGAGCUAAGUCUAUAUGUUCAAUGCAGUCUUGGCUGCUUUGCAUUUAUGAAAUACUAGAGAGGAGUUUUGUUUGUUUGUUUGUUUGUAUUUUGUUUUAUUGUACGUAAGAAUCUUGAUUUGUCAUUUUGAAGAUUUUGUUUGUGUGAGUAGACGGAGUGUUAAAGUUGCACCAAAAAAAGACACUUAGGAUGCUGCCACAGAGAUCCCACACAAAUUGGACACUGAUGCUGUAACAGAGUGAACCAUCUUACCACUGUUUCUUUUUUUUCUUUUGUGGAUCUCUUUGGUCGCUGAAGGGUUGUUUAAAGAGAAGACAAGGUACACGAUGAAACGGUUCAUGAUCACUCCUUCAGGCAGAUCUUUGUACGCAGAACAAUGAUGGCAUUAGAAAGUGUUCUUUUAUGGUGCCUGAGUAUAUUUCGUGUUUUUUUUUUUGUUGUUUGUAUUUUUUGGCUUUUUCAAAAAGCUCAUAGAUUUGUCUGUCCCAGUGUUGAUUUCUUUUUGUUUGUUUGUUCAUAUCUGUUCAUGAUAACCUUACAGAGCCUAUAAAGAAAAAAAUAAGCUAGCUUGAAAUGUUUUCCUCCAUACAGAAAAAAAAAGAAAUACAAAUGUUUACAAUAUGUAAUUAACCAAAUAGUAAAUAUGCGUUUGAGGAUCAGUCUGUUUGUCCCUCAAAGUGGCCGUGAUAGAUUGAUUUAUAUUUCAUUAUUUCCUGUUAUUUUAAACUUGAAAAUGUUAUGACUGCUUGUUGUGUUUGUCUUUUUUUCCUUUUGUUUUUUUCCUUUUAGAACAGUGCUCCCUCAAUUUCAAAAUAACCCAACUAGUUUAACCCUGUUGAUAUUCUUCAGUCUUUGUCAAUCUUCCCCUGCUGACUACUUCACCUUACACUGAGCCUUAAACAUGCAGGACUGAAUCACAGAAAGAAUUUAUAGCAGGUGGUACUCACACGGUGUGACUUACAACACGCCCCUUGGUGAACAUGCUUGAGUACAGAUUUAAUACAUUAACACACUUGGAACUUCAGGAAAACUAUCAAGAGGCAUCCUUGUCUUGAUUUUGCACUACAGAGAAAAUAAAACUAAAAAAAUAGUCAUCAGUAGCUUUUUAGAUUGUUGAACUUAAGUGGAAAACCAAAACAUUUCCACUGUAGUCUCACUUUGUGUCAUUUCCCUUUUUAAUGUAGUUGACGUCAGCAACCCUUCACUUUCAUGUCCUUUUUUUGCCUUAAUUCAAUAUUGUCGUAUCAUCACUGAACGGAUGCCAUUGUAGUACCGUAUUUUUGUAGUAAUUUCACUUAUGUACAGUAGUACAUAUUCUUCUGCUCUGUUACAUUGCUCAGUAAGUCUCAAUGAAUCACUGACUCAGCAGCAGCGGCAACAGUAUUUUUUUCUUAAUACAUGAUAGAUAAUGAUGUGGUUAAUUUCUCUCAAAAACAGUGAAUCAGUCAGUUAAAGCUACUCUACACCAAAAUGCAAUUGAACUCUGAGGGAGCACUGUUGUUUCAGCCAGUAGAGGCGUAUCGGUUGAGGUAUUGGCCCAACCCCCCUAUGCACAAAAAAGAUGGUUCCUCUUCUCUACUCUUGUGUUGUCCUUCCUUUGUGCUCUAUCUUAAUUCAGAUGCCACACUUCUUUCUUUCUCUCUCGUGUACAGCUUGCUUCAGAGUUGUGUUUGUUCUCAGACAGGUACUCGUUGAUCUGUACGGUUCUUUCUUUAGGCUGAUGCAAUGAUUUUAAAAGACAAUAAAAGAUAUAUGAACUGAA